GUCAGGCGGAGGCUCUGCCGCUGCGGCCGCCGCAGCUCAGCUGGCAUUCCGGGGAAGCCUGGAACGGGCACUUUCGAAAAUAAGUGGAGCGGCGUUCGGGUUAGGGUCCGUGCUCUCCGCCUGCGCGAGGGCGAAGCGACCAGGGCGAGCAAGGGGGUGCGGAGGUGCGGGGCCGGUGUCUCGCAAGCCGGAGGGAGCCCCGGCUGCGCCGCGCGACUCGCUCUUUGGCCCUCGGAGCGCGGCAGCGGGCUGACGGGCGGCGGGACGCGGGGACGCGGCAAACAACGUGAGGCAGGGUCCUGAAGUCGCAGGGGCUCCAUCAGCCACCUCCCCGCUUCCCGGACCCGGCGCGGCGAGGCGGUGCGCGGUCAUUAUCCAAGUGUUAGAGGUGAUGGAUCAUCUUCAUAGAGGGGAAUCAGUUGCUGCAAUACUCCGUAACCGGAGACGGAGGCAAUUGUCUUUAAAACAAGCCGAUUUCAAGGAUAUAUUCAAAAAAUCAACUCCAGGAUCUCUAGUGGAAGAGGAAGACCAACACAUGAAAUUGUCCCUUGGAAGCAGCGAAAUGGGUCUCUCAUCCCAUCUGCAGUCUUCCAAGGCAGGAACCACACGCAUCUUUACCAGCAAUACCCACAGUUCUGUGGUGUUACAGGGCUUUGACCAGCUUCGACUUGAAGGAUUGCUUUGUGAUGUGACUCUGAUGCCAGGCGACACAGAUGACGCCUUCCCUGUGCAUCGAGUCAUGAUGGCCUCUGCUAGUGAUUACUUCAAGGCGAUGUUCACAGGUGGAAUGAAAGAACAAGAUUUAAUGUGCAUUAAGCUUCAUGGUGUGAGCAAAGUCGGCUUAAGGAAAAUUAUUGAUUUCAUUUAUACUGCAAAGCUUUCUCUUAACAUGGACAACCUUCAAGACACACUGGAAGCUGCCAGUUUUCUUCAGAUUCUGCCGGUUUUGGACUUCUGCAAAGUAUUUCUCAUAUCUGGGGUCACUUUAGACAAUUGUGUCGAAGUUGGUCGGAUUGCCAACACCUACAAUCUGACGGAAGUGGAUAAAUACGUCAACAGUUUUGUCCUGAAGAAUUUUCCUGCAUUGCUGAGCACUGGGGAGUUCUUGAAACUCCCUUUCGAGCGUCUCGCCUUUGUGCUUUCCAGUAAUAGCCUUAAGCACUGCACUGAACUUGAGCUCUUUAAGGCUACCUGUCGCUGGCUACGCCUAGAAGAGCCUCGGAUGGACUUUGCUGCAAAAUUAAUGAAGAACAUACGAUUUCCACUGAUGACACCGCAGGAGCUCAUUAAUUAUGUGCAAACCGUGGAUUUCAUGAGAACUGACAAUACCUGUGUGAAUCUCCUUUUGGAAGCCAGCAAUUACCAAAUGAUGCCGUACAUGCAGCCAGUGAUGCAGUCAGACAGGACUGCCAUUCGGUCUGACACCACUCAUUUGGUCACGCUUGGAGGAGUGCUGAGGCAGCAGCUGGUUGUCAGCAAGGAAUUGCGCAUGUAUGAUGAAAAGGCCCAUGAAUGGAAAUCGUUAGCCCCCAUGGAUGCCCCAAGGUACCAGCAUGGCAUCGCUGUCAUUGGAAAUUUCCUCUAUGUCGUCGGUGGACAGAGUAAUUAUGACACAAAAGGAAAAACGGCAGUCGAUACAGUCUUCAGAUUUGAUCCUCGCUACAAUAAAUGGAUGCAGGUUGCGUCUUUAAAUGAAAAGCGCACCUUCUUCCACCUAAGUGCCCUCAAAGGAUAUCUGUAUGCUGUCGGUGGGCGAAAUGCAGCUGGUGAACUGCCCACAGUGGAGUGUUACAAUCCAAGAACAAAUGAGUGGACCUACGUUGCCAAAAUGAGUGAACCCCACUAUGGCCAUGCUGGGACUGUGUACGGAGGAGUCAUGUAUAUUUCAGGAGGAAUCACUCAUGACACUUUCCAAAAGGAGCUCAUGUGCUUUGACCCUGAUACUGACAAGUGGAUCCAGAAGGCGCCGAUGACCACCGUCAGAGGCCUGCACUGCAUGUGUACGGUGGGCGAGAGGCUCUAUGUCAUCGGUGGCAAUCACUUCCGAGGCACAAGUGAUUAUGAUGAUGUCCUAAGCUGUGAAUACUACUCACCUAUCCUUGACCAGUGGACCCCAAUUGCUGCCAUGCUAAGGGGGCAGAGUGAUGUUGGGGUUGCGGUCUUUGAAAAUAAGAUCUACGUGGUCGGUGGGUAUUCCUGGAAUAAUCGCUGUAUGGUGGAGAUAGUGCAGAAAUAUGACCCCGAUAAAGAUGAGUGGCAUAAGGUGUUUGAUCUCCCAGAGUCCCUCGGUGGCAUCCGAGCUUGUACCCUCACGGUUUUCCCGCCCGAAGAAACCACACCAUCACCUUCUAGAGAGUCCCCCCUUUCUGCACCUUAGGAUCAUCCCCCUACAACUAAGAUGCUGUAGUCCUAUCUUUGCAACGUGUCAAGAAUUCUCUUCUUUUGCACCCCCUUUAGUAGUGUAUGUUAGGGUUAGCCUCCAGUCAUUGAUACAGAUAUUGGAAAAAAAGACAACAUUGAUGUUUCUGUGCUGUUUGUUUGGCUUAGAGUGUUUAUAAAGUGGUAACAAAACCAUUCUGGAAAUGUAUCCCAUUGAAGCUGAUGUUUAACAUACAAAAAACAAAACGAAAAAAAAAAAAACCAACAAAAAAAAAACAACCCAAGAUAUUGUCUAUAAAAUGUUUCCUUCAGUACUUUUUUGAUGCUGUGUAUUGGGUGUAAGGUAUUUGUCAUCUUACAUUAGAAAGCCCAAUAAGCCAACUUGAUGGUGGGUUAUAGUAAAUGUACAACUGUGCUAACUAGGCCUCAAAGUCAAAAGUUUUCCUUUCAUCUUUGACUGUGAGAUGUCAAAGGGAGGCAGAUGGCUCCAACAGGGCAUGAGACAAAAGGUUGCCAACUCGCAUGAGCUACCUUCCUCUUUUCAUAAAGUAUUUUUGACAUAUCUGUCAACCCACCGGUCUGUGUGGGCGCAUUGAAAACAUACAAAGUUUCUUAGACACACAGGAGAAAUAAUAACUGAAACUCACCAAUAUUAAU
Callorhinus ursinus (northern fur seal) is the source of this 3036-nucleotide messenger RNA. It is a transcript of the gene KLHL13, whose product is annotated as kelch like family member 13. The record is from RefSeq and is a predicted model, not a curated record. NCBI's taxonomy places the organism in Eukaryota, Metazoa, Chordata, Mammalia, Carnivora, Otariidae. Gene Ontology annotation, molecular function: cullin family protein binding; ubiquitin-protein transferase activity. Gene Ontology annotation, cellular component: Cul3-RING ubiquitin ligase complex. Gene Ontology annotation, biological process: regulation of cytokinesis; protein ubiquitination.